Molecule: messenger RNA, 666 nt
Organism: Phytomonas sp. Hart1
Lineage: Eukaryota; Euglenozoa; Kinetoplastea; Trypanosomatida; Trypanosomatidae
Source: the annotation of a GenBank genome assembly
AUGAUUAUUGCCAAGGAGAUGAACAUCUUUAGUUGCCUUGACUCAGAAGAGGAUUUCCAAUUUAAAUCAUCUAACGAGUCAUUUUGUUCUGAUGUGUCUUCAAUUGGACCGAAAAGUUUCGAAUCAUUUCGAACGCAACAAAGCGAUUUAAGUAUUUCUUUGGAAACUGAUGAAGGCGUGAAAAAUGAGAAACUCAAAAGUAGUCAACAAAAAGAUGCUAAACACCACUACCUGAUUCACGGUCCAAGCCGCGUGAACCGGGAUCUUGACUGCAAUCGCAUUCUCGCUGUUCGUCAGAAUAAGUUGAAUAAUUUUAUUUUAAACCAGAACAAAGCUGCUAAUGUCAAGCGCCAAGAUCAUCACAUCAUGUUGCGGCUGUUGAUCGGUGAGGCUUAUUUCAGAGAUCCGGAGCGGGUAAAGAAUCGUUCUUUGUGGAAGAGGAUUGUGGCUGAUAUUGGGAAGGAGUAUUGGGGCGCCAACGCCAUCUUUAACCUCUCCCCUGAUCCCUAUCACAACGUUCUUGCGAAGCUGUCCUCAAUGAUGUUAUGGAACAAUAAGAUGCGGCAUUUGGAAUACCAAUAUCAUGAUAAUGAGUUGGAAGCACGACAGACACCUCAAUUGAAGGUAUUGGAGAAACUUGCACUAAGUGGAAAGUUAUUUUUGUAG